AUGGGGGGUCAGCUGAGGCUGCCGCCCGGAGAGCCCUGCCAAGAAGGUUACGUGCUGUCUCUGGUCUGUCCCAACUCUUCCCAGGCUUUCUGUGAGAUCACAAAUGUGUCACAGCUGCUGCCUUAUCCUGUUCUCUACACGGACCUGAACUCCACUCUAACCAAUGUCAGCAUUUCAGCAAACGUAGAAAACAAAUACAGUCUGUAUGCCGGCUUGGCACUGGCCAUCAGCUCCAGCAUUUUUAUCGGCUCAAGUUUCAUACUCAAGAAGAAGGGUCUCUUGCAACUGGCCAACAAGGGCAUUACUAGAGCAGGGCAAGGUGGACAUUCUUACCUCAAGGAAUGGGUGUGGUGGGCAGGACUGCUGUCCAUGGGAGCUGGAGAGGCAGCGAACUUUGCGGCUUAUGCCUUUGCACCUGCCACCUUGAUCACACCCUUGGGGGCUCUGAGUGUUCUCGUGAGCGCAAUAUUGUCUUCCUAUUUUUUAAAUGAGCACUUGAAUAUUCAUGGAAAAAUAGGCUGCAUAUUGAGCAUAUUGGGGUCAACUGUGAUGGUUAUCCAUGCCCCCCAAGAGGAAGAAGUCACUUCUUUGCAUGAGAUGGAAAUAAAACUGAAGGAUCCAGGGUUCGUGUCCUUUGCUCUGAUCGUCUCUGUGAUCUCCUUGGUGCUGAUUGUGCUUGUGGCACCAAAGAAAGGACAGACAAAUAUCUUGGUCUACAUUGCAAUCUGCUCUUUGAUCGGAGCCUUUUCAGUUUCUUCUGCCAAGGGCUUGGGCAUCGCCGCCAAGGAGCUUUUAGAGUGGAAGCCCGUUUACAAGAAUCCCCUAGUCUUCGUCCUGUUGGCUGUGCUUAUCCUCUCAGUGAUGACACAGAUCAACUAUCUCAACAAAGCCCUGGACACUUUUAACACGUCUCUGGUGACUCCCAUUUAUUACGUGUUCUUCACAUCCAUGGUGGUGACGUGUUCUGCCAUCUUGUUCCAGGAGUGGUAUGGCAUGAAAGCCAGAGAUGUCAUUGGCACCCUGAGUGGAUUCUUCACCAUCAUCAAUGGCAUCUUCCUUCUACAUGCUUUUAAAAACACAGACAUCACCUGGAGUGAGCUCACAUCCACUGCUAAGAUGGAAGUCCUUUCUCCAGAUGGCCGUCAGAACAGUUAUGUUUUAUUAGAGAAUGCAGACUGUGCAGCCUCGGGUUAUGAUGAUGACGUCACCCUGUUUAGCAGGACUGAUGACCGAAAUCUCCAUAAACUUUGA
Messenger RNA from Microtus ochrogaster (prairie vole), 1251 nucleotides. NCBI's taxonomy places the organism in Eukaryota, Metazoa, Chordata, Mammalia, Rodentia, Cricetidae. The record is from RefSeq and is a predicted model, not a curated record.